AUGAGUAGCAGCAAUUUGGAAACUCGCUCGCUUCUUGAUGAGCUUAGCAGCUGGGAAAAGGGUGGAUUUUUUGAUAUUGGUCACCCUCUCCUUAACCGGAUUGCUGAAAGUUUCGUCAAAGCCGCUGGGAUUGGAGCUAUUCAAGCUGUGUCGCGGAAAGCCUAUUUCGUUUCUCUUGAAAGUGCAAGUGGAGAUGCUGGCGUUCAUCCUGAGGUUGGGGGCGCCAAGAAACAAGGUCGAUUGUCUGGGCUUAGAGGAGAAACGAACAGGAACUCAGUUGAGGCCUUGGUGAAGAGCACUGGAAAAGAAUCUCUGCAAUGGGGGAUAGCUGCUGGGAUGUAUUCGGGUCUUACCUAUGGACUGAAAGAGGCCCGUGGAGUCCAUGAUUGGAAAAAUAGUGCAUUGGCUGGAGCAAUUACCGGAGCAGCAUUGGCUUUGACAUCGGAGGAUCACUCUCAUGAGCAGGUGGUGCAAGGUGCGAUAACAGGUGCAGCUAUCUCCACAGCUGCUAAUCUCCUCACAGGGAUAUUCUGA
This is a messenger RNA of Fraxinus pennsylvanica, 534 nucleotides long. The record is from the annotation of a GenBank genome assembly. NCBI's taxonomy places the organism in Eukaryota, Viridiplantae, Streptophyta, Magnoliopsida, Lamiales, Oleaceae.